UCCCUCAUCCUACUGCUGUCUUCUUCCAGGUCUUGUGACUCUACUGUAUUAUUUCAACAUGAACGCUACUCUGAAGUUUACACUACUGUUGCUGGCUUUUGGCUUUAGCCAGGGGCUGCAGCCCAACUACAUCGAGGAGAUCGAGGAAGAGGCUGAGCUCGUAGCACAAGAUUCAAAAUACGGUUCUCUGUGGCCUCUGCCGCAGAAAGUGCAAAUCUCAGAGGUGUCAUUCAAGUUGACCAGCUUCAGGAUUGUUGAUGCUAAACAGUCCUCCGCCGGCGCGAGCUGUAGCGUCCUGCAGGAUGCGUACAGGAGGUAUUAUGCAUACAUGUUUGGCAGUGCUAAAAAGCAGGGCCUGAACAAAAGCAGGCGAACAGGUCCAUCUGAGCUGACAGAGCUGCAGGUGUGGAUCACAUCACCUGACUCUGAAUGUGACAAUUUCCCCAGUGUGACUUCUGACGAGUCAUAUGAACUGUCAGUCAAUCAGCCAUACGCUGUCCUGAAAGCACCAACGGUCUGGGGAGCCCUGCAUGGUCUGGAAACUUUCAGCCAGUUGGUAUUUGAAGAUGAAUAUGGAGCUAAAAGCAUCAAUUCAACGACAAUCAGUGACUUCCCCAGAUUUGCACAUAGAGGCAUCUUACUGGACAGCUCUCGGCAUUUCCUGCCCAUUAAAGUUAUCUUGGCUAAUCUGGAAACAAUGGCAAUGAACAAAUUUAAUGUAUUCCACUGGCACAUUGUAGAUGAUCAAUCCUUCCCUUACCUGAGCCGAACAUUCCCACAGCUGAGCCAGCAGGGAGCUUACCACCCGUACACACAUGCGUAUACACCUGCUGAUGUAAAGAUGGUGAUUGAGUUCGCCCGUCUGAGAGGCAUUCGUGUUAUCCCAGAGUUCGACACUCCGGGACACACACAGUCUUGGGGCAAAGGCCAGGCAGAUCUGCUCACACCCUGUUACUCUGGCUCCAAACCCUCUGGCACCUUUGGACCAGUGAACCCCAUCCUGAAUACCACGUAUGACUUCAUGAGCCAGUUCUUUAAGGAGAUCAGCACAGUGUUUCCCGAUGCCUAUGUUCAUCUGGGAGGCGAUGAGGUGGACUUCAGCUGCUGGAAGUCCAACCCAGCCAUUCAAAAGUUCAUGGAUCAGCAAGGCUUCGGAGAAGACUACACCAAACUGGAAUCAUUCUAUAUACAAAAACUCUUGGAUAUCGUCACCACCACCAAGAAAGGCUACAUUAUCUGGCAGGAGGUCUUUGACAAUGGUGUUAAGCUGAAACCAGACACACUUAUCCACGUUUGGAAAGGAAACCAGCAGCAAUACCAGAAUGAGAUGGCAAAAGUUACAUCAUCAGGGUACCAGACCCUGCUGUCUACUCCCUGGUACCUGAACCGUAUCACCUACGGCCAGGACUGGCAGGGCCAUUAUAAGGCCGACCCACAGGAUUUCAAUGGAACUGAAGAACAAAAAAAGCUUGUGAUUGGUGGAGAAGCCUGUUUAUGGGGAGAGUUUGUGGAUGCUACCAACCUGACACCCAGACUCUGGCCUCGUGCAAGUGCUGUUGCAGAGCGGCUGUGGAGUGCCAAGAAUGUGACGGAUAUCGGCGAUGCCUACAACAGACUGUCUAUGCACCGCUGUCGUAUGGUGGAGCGCGGCAUCCCAGCUGAGCCAUUGUUUUCCAGCUACUGUCGCCAUGAGUACAAAGGUAUCUGAAAGCAACUGAAGGGUUGGCCAAGGGAACAAAAAAGGGAAAAGAAAGCAAAUCCAUAUACUAUUCACUUCCUGGUUGUAUUUUAAACUGAGAAACCAAAUGCUAAACUGCCUUUUUAGAUGUCACUUGUAAUGAUGCUCUGAAAUUCAUCAUCCUUUUUUCAAUCUGCUCUUCAGAACUGUUGAUCACAUCUACUGUCAUAAACAUGUUGAUUUUAUGAAUGCAUUCUGUUUUUUAUUGAUUGUGAAUAAAAUGUUGACAUUUUAGUUGUUA
Molecule: messenger RNA, 1979 nt
Organism: Micropterus dolomieu (smallmouth bass)
Lineage: Eukaryota; Metazoa; Chordata; Actinopteri; Centrarchiformes; Centrarchidae
Gene: hexb
Product: hexosaminidase B (beta polypeptide)
Exons: 14
Coding region: 59-1708 (549 amino acids)
Biological process (GO): glycosaminoglycan metabolic process; carbohydrate metabolic process; ganglioside catabolic process
Cellular component (GO): membrane
Molecular function (GO): beta-N-acetylhexosaminidase activity
Source: RefSeq, a predicted model, not a curated record